Messenger RNA from Desarmillaria tabescens, 988 nucleotides. RefSeq names its product tetrapyrrole biosynthesis, uroporphyrinogen III synthase. Gene Ontology annotation, biological process: uroporphyrinogen III biosynthetic process. Gene Ontology annotation, molecular function: uroporphyrinogen-III synthase activity. Lineage: Eukaryota; Fungi; Basidiomycota; Agaricomycetes; Agaricales; Physalacriaceae. Bases 22 to 789 code for a protein of 255 amino acids. Gene Ontology annotation, cellular component: cytosol. The transcript has 3 exons. The record is from RefSeq and is a predicted model, not a curated record.
CACUCUUUGCCGCCAACCACCAUGACGUCCGGGGUCAACGUUCUCCUCCUUCGCGAACCGACACCGUCCUCUGACAGUGGUCAGGACAGGUAUGAAGCCACCUUUGCUGCUGCACAAUACACGCCUUUCUCGAUUCCAGUGCUUGAGACAGUACUUACCAAUAUCACUGAGCUUGCAUCAGUAACAGCGCAGGGCGAUCUCGAUGGAGUCAUCAUGACCAGUGCACGCUCAUGCGAAGCUUGGGAAAAGGCGAAUGGGACAGGGAAGGACGAAUUUCCCUUCUAUGUUGUCGGGAAGGCUACUGCCUCGACACUACGCUCCAUCACUUCCAGCGCCGACAUCCGAGGAGAAUCUUCUGGAACGGCAGAGCAGCUUGCCAACUUCAUUCUUGGAGAACAGCCUCGUCCCACAAAAUUACUGUAUCUUACUGGCGACAAGAAUCGUGAUACCCUUCCUAGCAUCCUUGGCGGCGCAGGGGUUUCUCUUCAUCCUCUCAAGGUGUACGAGACCCAAGGGAGCACUUCUUUCUCACAGCAUUUGAAGGAGAUCGUAUCCGAAAGGCUGAAAGCACCGUGGUGGAUCGUCUUCUUCGCACCGUCUGCUGCCGAGUUCGUUUUACCAUUUCUGAAGGAGCACUUCGACAUAGAUUCAGUGAAGAUUGCUGUCAUCGGACCGACAACUGCGACAUUCUUGCGGGAGACCUUGAAGCUUCGUGUAGAUGCCGUUCCUGCUAAACCGUCACCAGAGGAGCUGCUGAAGACGAUCGUGGACGCAGAUGCAGCGUCUUGAUGAAGGAAUUCUGUUACCAAUCUACUCUUAGCCUAUCCGGGUAAUGUUGAACCACUUUGCAAGUUUGCAAACUUGUUUCGCCGGCAGAUCGUCCUUCUCUGAGACAUAAUGGCGAGACCUACGUUGCUAAGGAGUGACGGAAGCAAUCGAGUUAUCGCGGAAAAUCUCAUGCUACACUUUGCCAUCAUUCCUCAAACAU